Molecule: messenger RNA, 2267 nt
Organism: Pelobates fuscus (common spadefoot toad)
Lineage: Eukaryota; Metazoa; Chordata; Amphibia; Anura; Pelobatidae
Gene: STRA6
Product: signaling receptor and transporter of retinol STRA6
Exons: 18
Coding region: 231-2147 (638 amino acids)
Biological process (GO): vitamin A import into cell
Cellular component (GO): plasma membrane
Molecular function (GO): retinol transmembrane transporter activity; signaling receptor activity
Source: RefSeq, a predicted model, not a curated record
ACACACAGACACACACCCCGAACACAGGAACAAGUGAAGAACAUUUACUAUACUCUCCAUCAAACAGGUGAUUAAUUAUUGGCUGUUUUACUCUUACACCUGCAGCAUUCAACAAGCAGGUACUGGAUGCCAGAUUUUUUUUUAUCUCGCUUGAGAAGAAGGUGAUACCCAGCAAUUGAGGAGGACACAGAACUGAGUGCAGUGACCAGGAGCAAUAGGGGGGGAACAUCAUGUCGAUGGAACUUCUUCAUGGAAGUCCUGAACCUCCGUCGGAUGAUAUCUACGACAACUGGUACAUUGAUGAUCCACAAGAACCUGAAGUCUCACCUGAUGAAAUUAUUCCAGAUUGUGAUCUCACUUUGCCAGAUGGAAUGUAUCAUCUCGUCCUGGCUCCUGUAUCUCUCUGCGCUAUUCUGUUGCUCUCGUUUUUGGUUCAACGCAAAAGACUCUGCAAAUCCUGUUGUUGGGGGCUACCAGGUCUUCUAAGCCCCUUGAACCUCCUGGAGGAUUCUGGGAACAGGUGGAUUCCAUGUGCCGUUUUUGGUUUGCUCUUUUCAUCCCUGUGCCGCUUGUUGUUGGACAGCACAACCCUUGACUUCCUGCCAGAGAUUUGUAAUGCACACCAAGCUCUGUGGAAAAUCCUGGCCCUUUUCUAUUACCCUGCCCUGUAUUAUCCCCUGUUGGCAUGUAACAGUUUGGAACGGGUAGUUGGGUAUCUAGUGGGGACCAUCCUAUCGUGGCUACACUGUGGGGCCCUGAUCUGGCAGAAAAUAGAUUGUCCACAGACACCAAAGUUCUACAGAUACUACGCCCUGCUCGCCACCUUGCCGCAGAUUGUCUGUCUGCUUGUGCUCAGUGCUGUGUAUCCUGCUUUACUCCUGUACAAAUUGAGAAAACCACGCCGCAGUGAUCAGAAAACGCACAGAAACUAUUACCUGAAAUAUCUCAGCAGACUUUUGAAUAGGAAACCGUCUAAUGGCAGUAAGAACCUCGGCACUCCUGGGUCUCAGGUGUUUCGCACUAUCUUCUCCUAUCUGUAUCCUCCAAACACAGAUGUUUGCUUGUCGUUAAAACCAGUCCUUGCAGUAACCGCGUCGAUGUUGUCUGGAUAUCAGGUGGCGCUGCUCUUGUUGGUGGUAUUUCUUCCCACUGUGCAGAAGAUCCGCAAGAGCAUUAAUGAAGAAUUUAUCCUCGUGCUGGCCGGCUUUGGUUUGAAUGUUGAUGAGAAUAAAGCAGCGGCAGUGGAGUUCAUUGUGUAUUACAUAUGGGUUGUGGAAGUGUGUUACAUUGCGGCAAUGGUUCUGUCCUGCAUUGUCACUGUCACAAUGCUACUGAGAUCCCUGGUCAAACACAGGUGGGCCCUGCAGUCUCUCUGUGCCGGGCAGUCAUCCUUGGUGUUCCUGGACUCGCGUUCCCCAAGUCCUUCUCCUUCAGUGCUUUCUAGUUGGAUGGGUCAUAUCAGCUACCAGGCUGCAUUCACCUGUAUAGGUCUCAUCAUUCAGAUUGUCGUGUUAUUCGUUGCUCAUGUCUGCGUUACAUUUCUGAUUGUUAUUCCCAUUGUUUAUGGCAAGUUUCAGAUUAUCCUCCAUUUCCUGAAAAUGAGUUGGCCUUAUUGGCUACUUCUGUUCCUGGUGACUGUAUUGCAAUAUGUUUGCUCAAGAUUUCUAUUCUUAGAAGGACAUCCGUCUCAGACUACCAAUAGGAAAAGCCUCUUCCUGCUCACUUACCUCUUGCUCCCAGUGAACGUCCUUCGAGGGGGUUUGGUGUCAAUUGCCAGACUCCUGGUCUCCGCUAUCUUUAAUUUAAUCCAUUUUUGUCGGAUGGACCUGAGUCUGUUACAGCACAGUGUGCAGGGCUGGGAUCCAGGCUAUAGGAACUAUUGUAACUUCUUGAUGCUGGAGGUCAGCGAAUGUCACCCACUGGUCAGAGCUUUCUGUCUGCUCCUGAAACCUCAGCAAGGGAAGCAUCCCGACCUGGAGGAGGGAAUUCACCUGAUGCCUCCCGAUGGCCGAUCUCAUAAGGGUGGACGAUCACAACUAGCUCGGGCUCGCUGGAAUCUUGCUUACACCCUUAUCCAUAACCCCUCUCUCCAGUCUCAGAGAAUCCCUACAUGUUCCAAUGGAACACCUCGUUUGCAACCCACGUAGCAUCUGAUACACCAGAUACCUUCCAGUGACAUAGUCUACCUCUCCCCUCCUACACACACCCAAAACACGCUGCUGAGCAGGAUGGGGUACUGUGGGAGCUGGCUAUUCCCUUUAUUUUUG